CGGGACGUCGGCGGAAGAAGCUCAUGGUUUCCCUCACAAUCGUUUUGAGAGCGGUCGGGCCGCUCUCUGCUGGCGCAAGUUUCCAUGGUGGCGAACUUUGUCAAGAUGAUUGACAAGAAGAUAGUCGCUUUGAUGCAUGCCGUGCCUACUUGUGUAGGCUUGCACAGCGAAUCACGCACUGUGCCUGGUCGUCUAUAAGAGAUCUGUGAUCGACCUUUGGUACUCGUCAAGAUCUCCUCACGCCGGCGAUGUCCACUUGUCACUUUGUAACCUCGAGCCGACACGCUCCACUAGGUAGCAGACGUGGCUAUCAUUUCGCGGGCUUCUUCGCCAUUACUUUUGCGCUGCUUCUGCUUCACAGCCCAAGCGGCAGUGGGCGGGUACAGGCUGCUCCCUUGCCACCUCCCGAUGUCCUGACGGUACCCUGGAACAAGCUCGACCAGACCGCGUACGGAAUCCUUCCACAUCGAUCCGACCUCGCCAACAGCGGCCACCAUGUGGGCUCCUCACCGGAGGCGGGUUAUACGACGGCAGUGGCAAAGGGUAGCAAAGUUCCUGAGGGCAAACUCCAUCCGAUCGUUCUUGAGAAUCCGAGAUUGGAAGACAUCCCGCCCGGCCACCACGUAGCCUAUCACGAUUCCAAGGGAAGCCUCAAGUUCGAGUGGCACCCAAGCAAGGGCUUCUUGCGUGCGCACGGUAAGGUCGUCGAUCCACAGACUUACAGGCCGCUGAAGCAUACCCUGCAUGAUGAACUCGACAAGCAUUACAUGGUGGUGGGCAACAUGAACGAAGCGCCCGCGAAACGAACUCGUUUCGUAUACGAUAAGCCCAGCGUAUCCUGGCUGCCUUUCAGUGGCAACUUCCCAAACGUGGUGAAGCAGUCAGCUUCCAAGGUGAAGCCGAAGGUGGAUCUGCCAACAGUGCGAACUUACCAGCAAGCUCACGAGGAGCUCCAAGGGCCUCCGGUCGACGGAAGGCAGGCUGCAAGCGGAGCGCUAUCGCCCACCUUCUCUGGCAAGCCUCCUCUUCCUCGAGCCUCCUCCUCGAACGACUUGCCACCUUUGGCUAGCGCCGCUUCCCCAUCCAGCAAGCCCAAGCUCCCGCACACCAAGUCCGACCCAUUCAGCGGCGCCGAGUUUGCCAAGCCACCGAAACCCGUUCUGAACCGUUCCCACUCUGAAGCCUCGCUGGACCACAUGGAUCGAUCCAAUGCGCCCGUCUUUCCCUACAGGUUCGACUUGAUGCCUACGAGUCCGAGACUACGAGACAGUCGGUUUGCGAGGCGCACAGCUGCAUCCAGACCCUCCAAUCUCAGCAAGACCACGCGUCAUUCGGAUCGGCCUGCGCUUUGAUGGAGCGAGAAUGGAGUGGAGGUGGUACGCUAGGGUGACCGAGGAUCGUGAGCAAGGAU
Molecule: messenger RNA, 1411 nt
Organism: Ceraceosorus guamensis
Lineage: Eukaryota; Fungi; Basidiomycota; Exobasidiomycetes; Ceraceosorales; Ceraceosoraceae
Exons: 5
Coding region: 249-1352 (367 amino acids)
Source: RefSeq, a predicted model, not a curated record